AUGUCUCUGGCGUCACCUGAAAAUGAACAAUUUUCGAAUAUAGGUAGAUUCAUUCAGCGUCUCCACUUUUCACAGUCGAAUGACUGCAAACAGGAAAUUCUAAAAGCAGAAAGUAAAAGAUCUGCAAGAGAAAUCAGAAUAAAACUACUCGCUUCUCAGAUGGUAAAACCACCCUCUACUCUUCUCAUUAUAAUCUUUUUGUAUGCUACUAAAAAAGCAGCAGCAGCAGCAGUAGUAAGAGUAGUCACUCAACCAUAA
Molecule: messenger RNA, 258 nt
Organism: Clunio marinus
Lineage: Eukaryota; Metazoa; Arthropoda; Insecta; Diptera; Chironomidae
Source: the annotation of a GenBank genome assembly